Molecule: messenger RNA, 3661 nt
Organism: Serinus canaria (Common canary)
Lineage: Eukaryota; Metazoa; Chordata; Aves; Passeriformes; Fringillidae
Gene: NHERF2
Product: NHERF family PDZ scaffold protein 2
Exons: 7
Coding region: 242-1303 (353 amino acids)
Biological process (GO): protein localization to plasma membrane
Cellular component (GO): apical plasma membrane
Molecular function (GO): signaling receptor binding; protein-membrane adaptor activity
Source: RefSeq, a predicted model, not a curated record
CGCCCGCCGCGCUCCCGGUGCCGCGGGGCAGCCGCAGCAUGGCCGAGCUGCGCAUCGCCCCGGCCCCGGCCCCGGCCUCGAGCCCCGCUGCUGCCCCGCUCCCACCGCCGGCCGCAGCCCCAGCCCCGGCCCCGGCGCCGGCCCCGGUCCCGACCCGCCCCUCGGCGCCCGCCCCGGGCCGCCCAUAAAAGCGGCCCCGCGCCCGCCCAGCGCUGCCGCCGCUGCCGCUCCGCCGCCGGCCAUGGCCAAGGACCAGCUGAAGCCGCGGCUGUGCCGAAUGCUCAAAGGGGAGAGCGGCUACGGCUUCCACCUGCACGGCGAGAAGGGCAAGAGCGGCCAGUUCAUCCGCAAAGUGGAGCCCGGCUCGCCCGCCGAGGCGGCGGGGCUGCGCGCCGGGGACCGCGUCGUGGAGGUGAACGGGUUCAACGUGGAGCAGGAGACGCAUCACCAGGUCGUGCAGCGCAUCAAGGCCGUGGAGACGGAGACGCGGCUGCUGGUGGUGGACAAGGAGACGGACGAGUACCUGUGCAGCCUGCGGCUCACCUGCACCGAGGACAUGGUGCACAACGGCAUCCUGCUGGGCUCGGCAGUGCCCCCUGCCAAGGCCAGCGACAACGGCGAGGUCUGGAAGCCACAGCUGGAUCUGAGCGGGGGCAGCCUCCAGAGGCAUUCCCACAGCUUCUCCUCGCACGGCAGCAGGAAGCAGGACCUAAACGGGCAGAAGGAGCUGUGCCCACGCCUGUGCCACCUGAAGAAAGGCCCCAAUGGCUACGGCUUCAACCUGCACAGCGAGAAGUCCCGGCCGGGGCAGUUCAUCCGCUCCGUGGAUCCCGACUCUCCCGCAGCCCGGGCAGGCCUGCGGCCCCAGGACCGCCUGGUGGAGGUGAACGGGAUAAACGUGGAGGGGCUGCGGCACUCGGAGGUGGUGUCCCACAUCAAGGCCAGGGAGAGCGAGGCCAGGCUCCUGGUGGUGGACCCCGAGACAGACGAGUACUUCAAGAAGCUGGGGGUGACCCCCACGGAGGAGCACAGCAAAGGUGUGCCACCCCAGCCCAUGACAAAUGGAUCUGCACAGACCCAGCUGAAUGGGGGAUCCACGUCUUCAUCUCACAGCGACCUGCAGAGCCCUGGGAAGGAAUCCGAGGACGGUGACACGGACAAGAAGGACCCGUUUGAGGAGAGUGGGCUGAGCCUGAGCCCCACGGCCGCCGAGGCCAAGGAGAAGGUGAGGGCCAAGCGUGUGAAGAAGCGAGCGCCGCAGAUGGACUGGAACAAGAAACGGGAGAUUUUCAGCAAUUUCUGAGCCCUCUGGCUGCUCCCCUCCCGCCCAGCUCGGACCUUGCUGAGGUGCCUACGCCCUGUCCUGCGGUGUCCACGUGAGAUGCUUUGUGCUCUGCUCUUCACUGGUUGCUUUUACAAGGCGUAUUUUAAAGCCCUUUUUAUUUUUAUUUUUUAUUAUUAUUGUUGUUAUUAUUAUUAUUAUUGUUGUUACUCACCAGCGAUUCUCAUAAGACAAAUGUGACCAAAGCUCCUUUUCUUGCUUGCUCUGAGCCUGGCUCGGCUGCCUGCCGUCCCCGUUCCUCUGAGAAAGGACUGGAAGAAUUUUAACUCUUCUUUCUUACCUGCAGCAUUUAGGCUUCUGUUACUUCUUUUUUUUUUCCUUUUUAUGCGGGGUGUUUUGGCUUUGUGGGUGUCCCAGACUGAGCCCCGUGGGAUGCUCUGUGCCCCUGUGGAUGGAAACAUCUCGUGGCUCACGGUGGGGGUGCCAGGAACCCCCUCCCCAGCUCCCCGUGCCCAGCAUGAGCUGCUCCCACCAUGGGAAAAUGGACUGUGGCUGGAAAUUGUUCAUUGCCUUUGCUAUUGAAGCAAAACAUUUGUUUUGUUGGGGUUUUUUUUGUUUGUUUGUUUUUAAUGAAGUUCCACGUGUUUCCAGUUAGUUUAGGAGCCUCCCCCUCACCAGCAGCUCCUGUCCAGGCAGUAAAAGCCCAUUUUUCACCCCAAGCAGCUCUGCAGAGGGGAGAGGGGGGGUUUCAAAGCAAACCCCAAACCCCAAGGGCACAGCCCUGCCUACCUGCAGCCGUGGAUGUGGCAGGAGAAGGAGGAGCAGGGCCAGUCCUGCCCCACGGAGCACGAAGAUGAGAACCAGGAGAUGCUACAGAGCCCCUCUGGACACACCUGGCAGUGGGGAUGACCCAGAUCUGCUGCCAGGAGGGAGCCCAGGGAUGCAGCUCCAACUGCGGCUCGGUGCUGGGGGUGGGGCUGGUCCAGGUCCCACCUGGGCUGGCUUUGGUGUCCCCAGCCCAGGAGUGUCACCGUGUGAAGGACAUCCUGUGAAGCUGUGGGGUGUCCCUGGGGCUACAGGUGGAGCAGGCUCUGGUGGUAUGGGGUGGGCAGCACCCCUGGCCUCCUCCAAAGCCCACUCUGGCCACUCAGAGAGUGUCUUCAGAGCACUGCAGGUGAAGUCAUUGCAGCUCCACUGCUGCCUCUGGCUGUGGGAGUGGAGGUGACUCAGCUGAGCUGCAGCUCCCAGGGAGCAGAGCUGGGUUACCAGGGCUGGGGCUGCCCCACUCCCUGCCCUGCCCUGCCUGGCCUGCCCAGCAGGAUCCCAGCCCUGCUGUGGGCAGGGACUGGGGGCACCGAGCCCCUUUUCCCAGCUGAGGGCAGGCAGGCAGCAGUGGGUGAGGUGUGAGCAGGCUGUGGCUGUGCCCUGCCUCACUCCUGCCCCUCUGGGGUGGAACCCUGGGCUGGGCAGUGUGCUCUGGGUGUGGGAACGGCUCUGCACGGGUUUCCUAAGGGAUUUCCAAAUGGUGGAGCUAAAAGGUGCCUUAUGCCACCCUCUGCUCUCCUCAGCAGCGGGCUGGGGCUCAGCACAGGCUGUUUGGCUCCCCUGGGCAGCCACUGGUGCCCGUGGCCUUAUGCUGCUGGCAGGAGAGUGUGGAGAGCCUCAGGGGUGAAGGAGAUGAGUUCUCUUUAUGAAAGUUAUCUUUUAGGAUUGUCGGUGGGCUGAACAGGUUGAACAUAAUGACUUUGGAGAGGAACUGGUGCAGGUGUUUGGCUGUGGGUGACGAGACAGGACGUGGGGGUGAGGGGGGAUGUGGAGAGGCUGCCUCCCCUCGGGGCUCUGCCAUUAACAAGACACCUCUUCCCCAUCCCACUUCAAGCUACCUGCUCUCUUUUUGGCCCCCUAAAUCCUGUCUUCUCUCUGGGUAAUGUUUGGAAGGAGCCCUUCUUUGCCAUGCUGUGCCCGCGUCGCCAAACCCCGGCAGCGCCCGGGCCGUGCAGGGCAGAGCAGUGCCAGGACAGCCUGGUGCACACCAGAGAGCACAGACCUGGUGUCAGCGCCCCAUUUCUCAUCCCAGACUGCUGGAGUUGAGGGGGGGGAAGAAAAAAAAACCUUGUGUAGUGUUGAAUGUAGAUCAAAAGAAUCAGGUGUGCAAAUCCGUGUUGGUGAGAUUGCAAACCUUAAUCUGUUAGUCUGAGGAAACUGCUCCUGGUUGAAGCAUUACUGCAUUCCUGACAUCUUGUUGUAGCUCAUUAGUAAUCAUUCAGUUCCUGUACAUUUAACUUGGAAAAGGAAAAUCAAUAAAGUCUGAGGCUGGCAGCAGCACUGCAAACCCGUAUGUACACUGUAAUGUCAGUAAUAAACUUGGUUUGCCAUGUA